Molecule: messenger RNA, 1737 nt
Organism: Colletotrichum graminicola M1.001
Lineage: Eukaryota; Fungi; Ascomycota; Sordariomycetes; Glomerellales; Glomerellaceae
Product: major facilitator superfamily transporter
Exons: 6
Coding region: 1-1737 (578 amino acids)
Biological process (GO): transmembrane transport
Molecular function (GO): transmembrane transporter activity
Source: RefSeq, a predicted model, not a curated record
AUGGCGACGAACAAUCGCUGGCCGCUCCAGGAAGAGCAGGCUGGUCCGAGGCGCGUUUCCACCGCGGCCGUGUCCGAGUUUGAAGACGAUGAAGAUUUGGUAAAGAGCGAGACGCUGGUCGUCGGUACGACAAAUCUUUAUGUGGAUGGCAAGUUGAGAUUGAUUCCCAUGCCAACGCCUGACCCCAAAGACCCUUUGAACCUCCCCGCAUGGCGUAAAUGGACGGCAAUCGGUGCGCUCUGUUUCUUCGGCGCCCUCGCCUUGUCCGCGGAAAUCGUCAUCGGCGGUCUGCUCCCCGUCUUCAUCCUCGAAUACUCGGGAGUCGACCCGCGUAUCCUCAACAGCAUCGACUUCAAGGCCCAGAGCGGCGGCAGCGGCCUCAACAUCAACCCCUUGUCCGUUGUGCCCCCCGGCGUGGUGCCCGCCUCGCUCGAGGAGGUCAGCAUGCUGGCCACAAUACCCCUCAUUGCGAACGGCAUCGCCAGCUACUUCCUUGUGCCGACCUCCAUCUGGAUCGGCCGUCGCCCCGUACUCAUCUUCGCCGCGACGGCCGCGUGGGCUGGCGGCCUGUUCGCCGCCUUCAGCACCAGCCUCCAUCAGCACUUGAUUGCGAGAGCCAUCAUGGGCCUGGGGGCCGGCGCGGUAGAAGCGCUCAUCCCGCUGAUUGUCCAGGACCUGGUCUUCAUUCACCAGAGGAACAAAGCCAUGUCGGCCGUUAUUUCCAGUCAGGGAAUCAUCAUCAUCGCGCUGGGUGUUUUGGCUCCGUGGAUUUCGUCCAACUACACAUGGAGAUGGAUGUACUACAUCACAUCCGGUCUGGGCAUUGUUGCAUGGGGCGUCGUCAUCGCUUUCGUCCCCGAGACUCGAUGGACGAGGUCCCAGGAGGAGCUCAGCGGCCAAACCGUUUACUCUCUCAAGCCUGGCCAGAACCGUCCUCAGAUCGACUAUAUGGCCUACACCCCACGCACGGUCUGGACCAACAUCGGUGUCUUCCAGAACGGAUUCGAGCUGAAGGCUGCCGCCAAGUCCAUGCUCGAUGCCCUUCGAUCGACCUAUUUCCCCGUCGUCAUCUGGGCUGUCUUCCUCAACACCGCUGGCAUCGUCAUGAACCAGGCCUCGUCGCAAAUCACGCCCUUUGCGUUGCUGGCUCAGGGCUGGGAGUUCCAGUGGACCGGUCUUACCGUGCUACCGUUCUUCCUUGCGUCGGCUCUCGUCUAUGUCUUUGGUGGCCCCGUGGCCGACAAGAUCUCCAACGCGGUGACGAAAUGGCAAGGCGGGAGCCGAGAACCGGAGCAUCAUCUCGCCAACUUGAUUCUACCCAUUGUUUCUGGUGUGGCAGGCUGCUUCGUCUUCGGAACUGCCGGUGAGCAAAAUUUACAUUGGGGAGUGCUCCUCUUUGGAUCGUUCCUGAUCGUCUUCGCCUUUUUGACUCUAAUGACCAUCCUCAACGUCUUCAUCGUUGAGAGCUAUCCACAAUGGGCAGGUCCCGUUCUCGUCAACGUCUCCUCGCUACGCAUCGUCAUCGCCUUCUUCCUCGCCUCCAAGGCCACCGUCUGGAUCGCUGAGAAGGGCCCGAUGGCGACCUUUGCGCUCUACGCCGAGGCCCUCAUCGUCCUAUCUCUUGGACUGCCGGUGUUCUACUUCUGGGGCAAGAAAAUACGACAGUGGACCGCCGGAAGCGUCAAGGGCACGCAGAGCGAGAAGGAAAAGGCGUUCAACGAUGGUGCUUCCGUCUGA